CUCCAUUUAGGCUUCAGACCUGAAUUACCUGAGCAAAUCUCAAACUGCAUUUUAGUCUUACUGCAAUGCUGUCCCGGAUGCUGGUAGUUCUGUUGGUCUUUGCAUUAGUGAGUGUCUCCAUCUCUGCACCAAUCAACGAUGGAACAGAUAAUGAUGAAGCGGCUGCAGCUCUUCUAGAAAUCUUCAGUGUUCAGAUUAAUGGAGCUCUUCCAACUGCAAGCCCGGUGAAUGGAGACUCAGGAACUACAGAUGGGACAGACUCAUCAGAGAAACAAGGAGGUCCAAGUGACUCCUCUGACACUACAGAAAAAUCAGAAGUUGAUGGCGCCCCUGACACAUCCUCAGACACAAUCAGUGACACAAGCAUAGAUGAAUCCACCAGCGGUCCAGAUUCCAUAGAUACAACAGAUACAGUCACAGAUACAAGUACAGAUACAGAAACAGAUCCUAACACAGAUGCAUCAAAGGAAAAGACAGGUGAUUCAGAAGAAAACAAUGAGAAGCCAUCAGCAGAAGACAAAACAGAUGCUGACCAUAUUGAUACAGACUCUAAGGAAAAGGAAUCAACAGACAAAGACGAAAUCAAGGAUACAGAUGAAGCAGACAGUGAUUCUGUUAGUGUUGAAAACAAAGAGACAGAAACACCUGAUGAUGCAAACAAAAGUUCUCCAGAUUCUGACAAAGACAACACAGAUGUGAACACAGACGAAAAGAGUGAAGAGAAAGAUGAGAAAGAAUCCAGCAAAGACUCAGAGGAUGAGGGACGAGAAACCUCAGAGACACCAGACAAAAGUGAAUCUGACAGCGACCAAGAUACUGAUGAGGUCAAAGAUUCAGACGACACCAACGACCAGGAUUCAGAUGCAAAAGACACAGACAGCACUGAGAAAAAAGACAAGGACACUAAAGACACUGAGAGUGAUGUAGACACUGACGAGAAAGACAAGGACAGCAUCCAAGACACGGCAGAUUCCCCUGACGUACCAGACGUCAGGGACAGCACCGAGGUCAAGGACAGGGACAGCACUGACCCAAAAGACACUGAAGAUGACGGAGACAGCGAAAAGGACACCAAAGAUAAGGAGGAGACUAAUGAGAAAGGUGACAAGAGUGAUGAGGGAAAAGAUAAAGAGGAUGAGUCCAAACCAGAGGAACGAGACAAAGGAGACACCACUUUGAAAGAAGACACCACAGCCAGUCAGUCUGAUGAAAGUCCACAAGAGGAAAUGACAGAAGGCAAACAGGAAGACAAGUCCGAUGCCGAGAACUCCAGCGUGGACUCAGACUCAGAGAGCAAGGAGGACAGCAAAGACAAAGAUCAGGAUAAAGACCCGGACACAGACUCUGACAGCAAGGAGGACAGCAAAGACAAAGACCAGGAUAAAGACCCUGACACAGACUCUGACAGCAAGGAGGACAGCAAAGACAAAGACCAGGAUAAAGACCCUGACACAGACUCUGACAGCAAGGAGGACAGCAAAGACAAAGGCCAGGACAAAGACCAAGUCGCAGAUUCUGACAGCAAGGAGGACAGCAAAGACCAGGAUAAGGACCAAAAUACAGACUCUGACAGCAAGGAGGACAGCAAAGACAAAGACCAGGAUAAAGACCCGGACACAGACUCUGAUAGCAAGGAGGACAGCAAAGACAAAGACCAGGACAAAGACCAAGUCGCAGAUUCUGACAGCAAGGAGGACAGCAAAGACAAGGACAAGAGCAGCACAGAAUCCACAGACACAGAAACACCUGAUAACGACAGCAAGACUGACACAGAUAGUUCAGAAACAGGAGGGGAAGAUACAGAUGAAGACAAUGACAGCAUCAGCAUGGAAAAAGAAAAGCAAGAUUCGCCAGAUGCAUCAAUAGAAACAAAUGAUGGCUCAGAUGUUGAUUCCAAUGAUGACCAUGACAAUGAUUCCACAGAUGCUACCGAGUCAAUAUCACAUGAGGAAAACGCUGAUGCAGAUAGCCACGAUAUGUUAGAUGAUGAUGAUGAUGACAUUGAUGUCCAUGAUGAUGAAGUCAUGCAUAAAGAUAAGGACGUAGCUUCUAAAAUGCACAAUGAACCAGAUCAUCUUGAUGACACAACACAAGGAUCAGAUGAUGGCAGCAAAACCCCCAUGCCAAGCUCCUAGCAACCAAGACACUUCAAAGACAAUUGAACAGAAUUUUCCUGGAGAGAUGUUAAAAGUAUCAACUGAGACAGUCACGAUAACCAAAGUUUCACAUCCCAUUAAAACACUUCAUUGACACGCCCCUUUCACCCUCUAUAUUUCCUCUCUCAUAUGGUGAAGGUUCUUUCUAAGGGUUCUGGGAAUGCAGAUUAAAUUAUUUGUCUGUUUGAUGUACAUUCCAUUUUUAAUUGUGUCCUAAUUCUAGAUUUUUUUAUUUUGUUUUGUUAUCUUUUGAUAUAUUAAUUUUAACAGUUUUAGAGCGAAAUACAUGAUGAACAGUGUGAGUCUGGAAUUUCGAAUCUGAAUUGCAUGUAUUUGUGUUUGUUUAGGAUCUAAAUAUAUUGCAUUACAAUUGACAGAUUAAACCUAGACAGCUGUACUAACUGAAGGAUUUUCGAGAAGUCCAAAAGAUUUAUUACAGUGGUCUCUGGGUGUCCUGUGUUUUUUAAUUCUUUGUCCACACAGUGUCUCCAUCCUUGAUAAGGAGACAUUUUUGUUUAUCUGAAAGACUGCAGCUGCUACAAAGAAACAUUUUACUGACUAUCAGAUAAAUGCCAGCCUGAAGUGUCACAAAAUUAUAUAUUUCUACCCUCCCAAAAGAUGAUUUAAAAUUGUACAGACAAUUUAUGUUAGAAUCUCUGAAGUCUUUAUGUCUCUAUGGAAGAAUAUAAAUACACUAGCAAUGUCAGAGCACAGAUUUUUUGGGGGGAAAAAAAGUAAAAAAUAAUUUUGUAUAGAUUUAAAGUCAUUUUAUUUUGUGCACAGGGAGCAAAUUUAAUAAAGACUGGGCUGUCAGGAA
This is a messenger RNA of Myxocyprinus asiaticus (Chinese sucker), 2973 nucleotides long. RefSeq names its product protein starmaker-like. The transcript is spliced from 23 exons. Lineage: Eukaryota; Metazoa; Chordata; Actinopteri; Cypriniformes; Catostomidae. The record is from RefSeq and is a predicted model, not a curated record. The coding region runs from base 66 to 2135 and encodes 689 amino acids.